Molecule: messenger RNA, 1353 nt
Organism: Clupea harengus (Atlantic herring)
Lineage: Eukaryota; Metazoa; Chordata; Actinopteri; Clupeiformes; Clupeidae
Gene: serpina10b
Product: serpin peptidase inhibitor, clade A (alpha-1 antiproteinase, antitrypsin), member 10b
Biological process (GO): blood coagulation
Molecular function (GO): serine-type endopeptidase inhibitor activity
Source: RefSeq, a predicted model, not a curated record
AAAGCACACUUGUACUUUGUCUCUUCAAACAGAGAAUGUACCGUCUGUUUUGCAUUUGUCACAGGAAUCUGUACAGGCAGCGAAAGGCUUUUUUAAAAGGGUCAUUUGUGCAAGCAGCCAUGAUGCCAACAGAUGUCUUCCUCAUGGUUUGGUCAGUCUUGCUCGCCCCUUGCGUCUGGGUUCAGGGGGAUUCUUCACCCAAUAUCACAGACCUUACGUUUAAGAACAUGGAUUUUGCCAUGGACGUCUACCGGAAGAUCUCUAGUUACCACGACAACAACAUUUUUUUCUCGCCACUCUGCGUGUCUACUGCCUUCACCUCACUUUCCCUGGGUGCUUGUGGCUCGACCCGAGAUCAGAUCCUCAAAGGGCUGAAUUUAGACCUGUUAGAGCACCGAGGAGGCAGGAGUGGUCUCAUACCUGAACUUUUUCAGCAUCUCCAGAGGAACAUUACCCAAGACGAUGCAUUGAUGUUCCAGCAAAGCACGGCCCUAUUUGUGGGGCAGGAUUUUGAGAUUGAGAUGGCCUUCAGUGAACAGAUCAAACAGUUCUUUGGGGCCGACAUCAACAAUGUGGACUUCGGUGACCCAAAAGUUAGCAUGGCCACCAUCAAUGAGUAUGUGAGGAAGCAGACGGGAAAUAAGGUGAAGGAAAUGGUAACAUCAAUUGAACCUUUUACAAAACUCAUGCUCAUCAACACGAUUUACUUUAAGGGUGCCUGGGACCUUCCCUUUGAUCCAAAUAACACAGAAAAUGGCCGCUUCUAUGUUGACAAGUACAACAUUGUGCAGGUGCCCAUGAUGUUUAAAGAUGAUAAAUUUUACACGACAUAUGACAAGGAAUUGAAAGUGAAGGUGUUGCGUCUUCCGUAUGUGGCGGGUUCAGCCAUGCUUAUUGUCCUCCCCGAUGCGGACGUGGACUAUACUGAGGUUGAUGAAGAAAUCACAGCCACGAGGUUCACUGACUGGACACAGAAUCUGAAGAAAAGGAAACUUGAGGUUCACCUGCCCAAAUUCAAGAUGGAACAGUCAUAUGCUUUGCAGAAAAUACUCCCAAACCUUGGUAUUACGGAUAUCUUCCAAGACACUGCAAACCUAACAGGGCUGAGCAAAGAACCUGGAUUGAAGGUGUCAGAGGUGUUGCACAAAGCUGUGAUUGAGGUUGAUGAGAGGGGCACCGUGGCUGCAGCCGCCACUUCUGUGGGCAUCACCGCUUACUCUCUGCCUCAAGUCUUCAUCGUCAACCGACCUUUCUUUUUCUUUAUUUAUCACGAGAGUACAAACAGCCUACUGUUCAUGGGCAGAGUGAUAGACCCUUCUAAAUAUUGAUUAAAUGUUUUGUUGGACAAAGAAA